Symbiodinium necroappetens is the source of this 317-nucleotide messenger RNA. NCBI's taxonomy places the organism in Eukaryota, Dinophyceae, Suessiales, Symbiodiniaceae. The record is from the annotation of a GenBank genome assembly.
GAGAAGGUUCUGCGGGUGAUGGAAAACCCCCGGGGCAUCCAGGCUCUGAAAAAUCGGUGUAUCGAGGCGAGGUGCCAAGAUCUUCGCAUCUGGAUCUGUGCUUUCUCCAUCAAUCAGCACGCAAGUAUUUGCGGCGGAUUCGGCCCGGAACCUCCUGCCCUCACACCGGAGCACGCGGUCUACGACAGGAAGCGACGCGACACGGUGUCCACGCAGAUCUACUGCACCUGCAAGUGUCGAACUCCGAAGUAUUUCAACAACGCCAGGGAUCUCUGCGAGCUGAACAAGUUCGACGCGAUGAUGCGGCAUCUGGCUGC